This is a messenger RNA of Alternaria arbusti, 678 nucleotides long. RefSeq lists its product as uncharacterized. NCBI's taxonomy places the organism in Eukaryota, Fungi, Ascomycota, Dothideomycetes, Pleosporales, Pleosporaceae. The record is from RefSeq and is a predicted model, not a curated record. The transcript has 2 exons. Bases 1 to 678 code for a protein of 225 amino acids.
AUGUCUUCAUCCAUUCCCUCCAGCCCUCUCCUCCGUCUCCCCAAAGAACUGCGCUACGACAUCUACGACCAUCUCUGCAGCCAGGAACCCAAUCAUAAUCAUACUGCGCAAACACAAGAGCGACUAAUCACCUACAUCGACCGAAGCGCACCAACCGAGCUAUCUGUGACAUGUCGCUUUCUCUGCGAUGAGAUCCGCGCCUACUUCUAUUCGAAAGCCACCUUGGGUUUCUACCCACUUGCCAGCUCGUGCAUUUUCGACCGCCCGAUCGAACCGACCGCCCUCCGCGCCAUCCAGAACGCAAGCAGGAUCUGCAUUUGUGUAUUUUGGAAUGACCAAUCAAAUGGAGUUCCGUAUAGCAUGAACGGGUGGCUUGCGGAUCUAGUCGACUUGCUCCUGAGAGAGGCGAAGAUGUUGGAAUUCAUCACGCUACGUGUAUACAACGACAUGCCGCUUGCGGUGGGUUGGGAGCUGAAGGAGUGGAUGUUGAAACCGUUGGAGAGGACGGCUGGGAAGUUCAGGUGGGGGUUGUAUCUUGUUUGGGCUAGGGAGAAAGAGGAGGUUGAGUUGAGGGAACGGCUUACUGUGUUCUUGAAAGAGCUUAAUGGGGGUGUGGCGCCGGUUGUGGAGCAGAAGCCAGCGCUGGACCUUGAGAUGGAUAGCUGCUGCGUGUUAUGA